AUGACGAUUGAAGAGAUACCAUUCGAUAGGAACAAACUGGUUGAGAUGGUUGGAAAAGUCUAUCAAGAACAUUUUGAUAAAAAAUGGACAGGUUCUGUUGCUGACUUGUAUUCUAUAUAUUACUAACAGUAUGUUGUGGAAUAUAUUAAUGAUUGAAAUCACAAAUGAUGAAGGGGUGCAUUGCAUUACCAAUUAAUUUAGUUAACCCAUUAUGUUGCAUUCAGUGCCCUAAAGCAACCUAAUUUAUUAUUUUAGUCUGUCUUGAUGUGUGUGAUACAUGUUUCAAUAUAAUACAUGUUUCACAGCUAGAAAGAGCUUAUUAAAAUGAGUAAAUUUUCAAAGUUUGUUUGCGAAAUGUUAUAAAAUGCAGAAAAUAUAGCCUUGCAAAUUUUGUAAACUUUUGUAUUGCGUGCGGAAAUUGCAACCAUUUUCGGCCCAAAUGUGGUAAGAAUUUCCGCAUGUAAUACAAAAAUAUAGAAAAUUUGCAAACUUUGCAAGGCUAAAUUUUCCCCAUUUUACAACAUUUAGCAACCCAACCUUGUAGCACACUCUAUCUAGCUGUGAUGAUUUAUUUGCAUCUCCUUGCUUACUUUUAAAAUUAAUGUAUAAUAGGAAUUGUCUAUUGUUCCUGUUACCGUCCCUAUCCUGGGAUUUGCAGAUCUUGAUUUGUAAACUAUCAAUUAUCUACCCCCAGGGAAAUAAAAUUUCCUACCCCAAUUUCCAACCCCAGAAAAAACAUUCAUAAACAAUUAUUGGAAACAAACAGCUCGCAAUGGAGUGGUACAUAAAUUGUUAUUUUGAAAUUAUUAUUGUUUACUUAAUUUUUAUUAAUAUAGGACAUGUUUGUGAUAUUGCUGGAUGUAAAAGGGUGAUUGUUCUUGAUGGCAAUAUGAAGAAUGCCAGAGAAGUUUGUGCAUGCAAUAAUGUUGGGGAACUGUUUUUCAGUGGAAUGGAAGGGAGCAUUGUUGUUGGUAAGUAAUGAAUGUCAUAGCCAGAGCAUGCCCGUUUGCAGGUUAGGGUUGAGUAUUGUUUUGGAGAAAUUGAAUUGAUUCACAUUGCAUUUGCGAUGUGAGUUGUGCGCAUACUUGCCAAUUGUUGCAAACUAUAUGAAUUAGAAACUAUUUAGAAUUUUUCGUUCAAAUUUUGAUACUUUUUACACUGAAAUUGAUUGAAAUUUGAAAUUAAACAACAAAAAAUUCCAGGGUAAAUAUGCAGGAAAGCUUUGGAUUGAUAAGGAUACAACAACCUGAAAAAUACAAGGAGAACUUCGACGUUUUGAGUGAAGGCCCUUUGACUUGUCCAGUUAGUGUUUGUAUACAUUGUACUUGACCUUUACUGUCGGUAUUCAUGAUAAAUAGAAUAUCCUCAAGAAUGAGAGAAUGUUUACCAAUAAACAGUACAUAUGAUAUACCAUAAAUUCUGACAUAUAUAAUAUAUGAGAGCAACGUGGAUAAUCCAAUGUCAAGUUCUGUACUCAUGGAGAACAUUAGUAGACAUUAGUAGGCAAAAGAGAUGUAUACAUAAUGCAAUACAGAACACAGUCUAAGUGGGAGUUCCUAUACUUUUUAAAGAGGUACAUUAGGGCCAUUUAUACGAAAAUGUUUAUUCAAGUUUAAACAUACCUAUCUCUGUAAAUAUUACAUGGAAAUGCACAAGGCGUGUAUCAAAAUUUAAGUUAGACAUUAUUCAAUAUUGAAUGCAAUGCACAUAUAGUUUAGGUAUUCUAGCUCUGCUAGUUUUUAAGUUAAAAUAAAUUAAACAGGGCAAUUUUUGCAUCACCCGGUGUAAUUUUAAGAGAUCAGGGUCAUGCCAAAUGGUUUUUGGUUGGGGGAGAAAUCAAAAUUUGGGCCCCCUCCCAAUUGGGCCCCCCUCAAAAACAUAUUUUUUCGAAAAUACUGGGGAGGGGGGAGGCCCCAAAAAAUUUUUCAAACACUAGGUUUACAUAAUGGGGGCUUAAAUUUAGUUUUGAAGACCUUUUUAGACCAAUUUUCCAGAAAAUUCCUUAAUAUUUAACACGCUCCUCUUUCCAAGGACCCCCUCUCCGCAAUUUGGGCCCCCUUUUUUACUUUUAUUUGGGGGGUGAUACACUCCCCCAGGUGGCACGGCCCUGUAAGAGAUGUUUCAAAUGAACUAAGUCUAACCUACUUUUUCUUGCCAAUGUCCUUUAAGAAUAUAAAGGUACUUUACGCAAAAUAUGGUUAACAUUAUUGGAUGCGACUUUUAAUGUAAUGUAUAUUAUUCCUUAUAGGUUGUCAAAAUACACCUAAAAAGGGAUCGAGGUAUUGUGUUGAACACGAAAAUUUGUCUUCGCCAUUUAUCGAUGACUCAUGUUUAUUGACAUCAGAAAAGAGAUCAGUUGCUGAGCUUCCACAGAUUGAUUUAAGAAAGGAAAUACUGCCAGUUAAGAUUAUGAAUGAGAAAGAAACCAGACAAGGGAAAUUUUAUCAGGUAAGAAUUCCUUAUUAAUAAUUCAAUCCCGCUUUUUGCAGGUUAAAAAAAUAUCCGGAAAAUAAAUGGAACGCCAAAUUAUUGUGGAUGGAUGAGAUCAGGUUGAAGCGUGAAGUCACAGUUAAAUUUACUUUAUCUGGAAAGAUAACAUCACAGUUAAAUAAAUUAUAUACUGUACCAGGGACUGGUUGUACGAAGGCCGGAUAGCGGCACUGGAUAGUGAUUUUUUCAAUGAUCGUAAAAUUAGUCGUUGACUUGUUGAUUGGUAGAACUCUUAUUAAAGUUUAGUAUUUAUAAGUUAAAUCUUUUUUAUACUUCCUGUCUUGUCUAUGUCCGUAGUUUCACAGUUUCUCAAGCGUUUCAUCUGGGCCAAGUUGUACCGACCUUCGUACAACACGUCAUGUGUAACCAUAGAUUGUAAAAUUAAUGGAUAGGAAACUUCCUGACGUCAUUGACAUCAUGCCAGUGAAUUAUGUACAGUUCUAUAUAUAGUUCAUAUAUUCCUUGUUGAAAAACGUGACGUCACGCGUAUUGCGAAUAUUACCAAAGUUCUCGGCAUUUCUUUUUUUUGCUAUAUUUUCCACUUUAAAAAGGUGAUAUUGAACAAUAAAGUGGAGUAAUUGUUUUAAAAAAACACCUAAGCCACGACAAAGUAUUGAAGGUAAACGUUUUUCGUCUUUGUUUUGUAGUAUUUUUUUACAUUAGUACCUACGAAAUUGGCGUCGCCAAUUUUAAAGAAAUUUGCGAUGUAUUUUUCACUGUUUAGUGCUUGAAAUAGUUGCUAAAAUUGACUGGGAAUACUUAGAGUUUUCAUCGUAGAAUGGCGUGGUUAUAUUAAUUUGUUCUUUGACUAAAAUGUUUAGCUGUAUCAUUGCUAAACAUGCCGUUUUUGAGAAUUUGGUCUGCCACUAGGUUUGAACAUCCAAACACGCCAUCAGCCCAUUGAAAACAUUAGAUCACGUCAGCUAGUUUCCUAUCCAUUUAUUUUAUUAUGCAUGGUGUAACUUAAUAGGAUUUCGUGUCCUCAUAUUUCUGUAGAUGUACACGUCAUACUCACGCCAUGACAUUUACUGGCAAAAUGGCGUCCUGAACAACACGAACUUUUGCAUUUUAUUGCGGCUUUUUGGAUCCAAAUUUAUGGAUAAUCAAGAGUAUCAUUUGUUGAAUGUUUGAAGUUGUAGAAAAGGUGUUGAAAGCAUUUUUGAAAGCAACGACGUAUUUGCAAAUGACGAAAAAUCACGACACUGCUAGGAAGAUGGCGACCAUGGCAAAACUUGUUUACUGAAGUUUCAGAUGUGUUUAUAGUUAAUCUAUGAUAAUACUGAUUAAAAAAUUAAAGCCUCUCAAACGCGCACUGGCUAGGACCAUGGUAUCAGCAUUUGAUAACGAAUUACGGGUUACCCCAAAAUCAUAGGAAAAUCUUAGGAUCUAUUCUCUAUUCUGUGAUUUAAUGCUGCAAGACGUUUGCAAUGUGUACAAUAAGGAAUGGUUUAAUAUUUGAAGUUAAAAGUUAUGUUGGAUUUUUUCAUUUAGGUGCUGUGGUCUGAUGGUAAAGAAAGCUGGGCAAAAGAGGCUAAUUUGCCUAUGAAAGUUUUAGCCAUCCUGAAAUUGGGGAAUGGAUAUUCACAGACGAAAGUUAAGGUGGAGGAGUUUGGCCAAAGUCGUUUUUAAUUAAGACUAUCUGAGAAUAAACAUGACUUUAAUGAUGAUAACUUAAUUUUAAAAAGGUUAGUUGCCACAAAGUGCACAAACAAUACCCAUGCAUAUAUAUAUAUAUAUAUAUAUAUAUAUAUAUAUAUAUAUAUAUAUAUAUAUAUAUAUAUAUAUAUAUAUAUAUAUAUAUAUAUAUAUAUAAAUGGCAAGGAUGGGUAGUAGCGAAGUAGUUGUAGUUCGCUACUGUAGCGAACUACAAUUUUCAAGUAGCCAGUAGUUUUUGACUACUUUUUUAAAACAAUAGCUGUAGUUAUAGCGAACUACAUUUUGCCUAAAAGUAGCCAAGUUGGCUACUUUUCAAACAGCGAAUCGCUAUUCGCUACUUUGUAAAAUUGUUACCAACUUGAUAGAAUAGCAUGAUAUUGAGACACGGUUUGCUUAAAAUCAAUACUCAAUACUCAAUUUGCACGCUUUGUGUUUACUGUUGCUACUCGUAAGUCGAUUUGUUAUAGGUUACAUUUUAGCCUGAGUUAGUAGAUGCUCCAAAUACAGUAAAACUAAAAAAUAUAGCGUAGCGAAAUAGCGAAAUAGUUCGCUACAUUUUUUAAGCAGUAGCUGUAGUCAGUAGCGAACUGCCUUUGUUGAAAAGUAGCAGUAGUUGUAGCUGACUACAUAUUUUUGAAGUAGCUGUAGUUAUAGCGAACUACAAAAAUUUUGUGGUCAACCCACCCUUGAUAAAUGGAUGCACCAAUAUUUUAUUGAUAUUGUAGUUCGGGAUUUGGUGCCAUUGAAUUGGAGAGUGUGAAUGGUGAUGGUAAUGCUUUAGGAGCUAUUGAUUGUGGAACAGAAAAAGGGAAGCACAAAUGUAAAAACUUCAGAACUGCUGGUAAGCAUGUAGAUGCAUUUAUGCCAUAAUACCGUGACUUACUGUAUGUGAAAUGCCAAUGCGUGUUGCAUAUUCAGUCCUGUACAGACGUUUUAAGAAUAAUCAUUUUCUUGGCGUAUUUUUCAUUAGAUCGCUCGAUCAUACGAUUUUUUAUUAAUUAUGUAUCAAACGUUUGGAGGCUUGUUGGUUGCUCUAUAAUGAUUAUCCAAUAUCGUAAAUGUUUUACAUUAUUUCUUAGGGAUUUUGGUGUUUGAAAGACCUUGUGGGGUGGUUAUUGGCAUUAGGGAGUUGUUUGGCUCGGAAAGUAAAACUCAGGUUUAUGGUCAUUUGCAUGCUCUUAUAGACAAGGGGAAAAUGGAUGAGUUAGGUAAGUUGGCAAUAGUGUAAAAAGGUUUGGAAAUUAUUUUAGGCAUUUCUGUUUGGGUUAUUUUUCUUACGUAUCUAUUUAUCUAUUUCAUAUAGGCACAAUUUGUUAUGACGAUGCAUGCCAUUUAAAGAGAUUUGCUAUGAAUCCAAAGCGUUGCAGUUUGACACCCACGGCAACACUUAUUUCAACACGGGAUAUUGUGUGUGAUCGUUUUCACUUUAGAAACCACAUUGACAAGUGGUGUAAAAAGCACUGUAAUCCAGACCAAUGUAAUGAUCUAAAGGUAUGUACAAUACAUGGAUUAUGGAAUAUGUCGAAAUUUCAUCCUACAGGUAUAUGGUACCUUUGGUUUAGCCUGUGAGCAGGCCCUCCUGGGUUGUGGGCGGCGCGAAAAAAUAAGGGCCUACACGAAACUAUAGGUUUUCUUGGUAGUGGCGUUCGUAUAGAAACGCAGGCUUCUGAUUGACUUACACUGGUUUACAAGAUUAGUAAAAAUAGCAAAUGUAAACAACAGCAUUUUGAACUUUAAUGUAUCACAGGCAUCGUAA
Paramuricea clavata is the source of this 5902-nucleotide messenger RNA. NCBI's taxonomy places the organism in Eukaryota, Metazoa, Cnidaria, Anthozoa, Malacalcyonacea, Plexauridae. The record is from the annotation of a GenBank genome assembly.